CUCAAUAGCUGUAUUAACAGAAUCUCUGCACACAGGGCAGAACAGUGCCUUGUCCCCAGGGAAAGGAACUAUUUCAAACACUAAGGAAUCAUCUAAUAUAUGUCAACAUAAUUCUACUGUUGCUUUCCUUAUUUUAAGGAUAGCAGCAUAAAUUUCUCUUUCUUUGCAGCUGAAGAUUAAAUGACACCAAGCAGAAUCUACUGUUAGAUUAGAUUACCAGGAGCCAGCAUUACAAAGGGAAAAUGCAAAAAGCAGCUCUUCUCUGUUAUCUUCUGCUUGUUUCUCUGUGUAUUGAUCUUUCGCAGAACGAACGCAAUGGAAUGCCCAGGAGAACGAGGAGGAGAAUGCGCUACAGAGUAUUAAGAAAGGGCUCCUUAGCAAAUGGUAAACUAAACAAGCGAUCACAAAUCAAAUCCCCAAUCAGAACCACUCCAGUGCCAAGCAUUCCACUUAUUAAUAUUGAUGGUGACAUUACUGGAGUAUUUGACUCUCUUAUUGGUUUGGAUGGACAAGAAUCCAGUUACAAUAUUUUACCAGGAAAGGAAGGACGCUGUUUUGCAAAUGGGAUUAUUAUGUAUGAUAACUCUGUGUGGUCUCCUAAACCCUGCGUUACAUGUCUCUGCUCAAAAGGAAAAGUGUUGUGUGAUGAAACUUUGUGCCAUCCUCUGCCAUGUCAGAAAACCAAGAUACCUGAAGGAGAGUGUUGCCCAGUGUGUACAGAUAUUGUACUAAGUACAACUCCACUAGGUGACUCGUCUGAGUUGUCUGGUGAUUCUCUAGAACCCAAUGACCCUAGUGAUACCAUCGUGUUUGAACUACAGACAGAAGAUGAAAAGGGCGAAAAAGACAAAAAACUAAUUGAAACAAAUGAAAUUAAUAUUAAAGAUAAAGAGAAGAGGAAGAGAAAAAGAAUAAAAAGUCACAAACAGAGCAGAAAACUAGGAGACAUGAAUGGAGAAAUAGAAAACAAGGAGAAAAUGAGAGCAGAGGAAGAAAAAAGAAGAACAUAUGAAGAAGAAGAGCUAAGAAUUGAAGAAGAGCUCAAGCAACAGGAAAAGGAAAAUGUACAGCAAGAAAAUGAACAACAUGAAAGAAGUGAAGAGGAGGAGGAGGAGGAGGAGGAGGAGGAGGAGGAAGAUAUUUUGCGUGGUGAUGUAUUCAGAAUGCCCCCUCGUUUCUCAGUUCCUGAGUCUGCUACUGAAAUCCCGCCUUUGCCAACAGGAUGCUCUAUCCUACACAACACAAUAAGCUGUAUCGAUGCAAAGCUUUCACAAAUACCACCAAUCAUGGAUGCAGAGCUUACAAGUAUAGAGCUUGUCGGGAAUACCAUCACUGCCAUUCCAGAUGCAGCUUUCAAUGGGAUUCCUAAUUUGGAAAGGAUUGAUCUUCGUAAAAAUAAUAUCACUUCAUCUGGCAUAGGUCCACAGGCAUUUAAAGUCUUGAAGAAUCUGCAACGUUUAUAUUUGGAUGGAAAUGCACUAAUUCAUAUUCCAACUGGUUUGCCAUCAACUUUAGAAGAACUUAAAAUAAAUGAAAACCAAUUACAUGCAAUUGAUAAAGACAGCUUUGAAGGUUUAAAGAAGUUGGUGACACUGGAAUUAGAAGGCAACAAACUUAGUGAAGCAAAUGUCAGUCCUUUAGCUUUCCAACCUUUGAAGAGCUUGUCAUAUCUGCGCCUUGCGCGAAAUAAAUUUAGGACUAUUCCACAGGGUCUUCCCCAUUCUAUUGAGGAAUUAUACCUCGAUAAUAAUCAAAUUGAAGAAAUUACAGAAAUUUGCUUUAACCAUACCGCAAACAUAAACACAAUUGUUCUAAGGCACAACAAACUGGAAGAAAGCAGAAUCGCUCCUUUGGCAUGGAUCAACCAUGAGAACUUGGAAUCUAUUGAUCUUUCUUAUAAUAAAUUGUAUCAUGUUCCUUCCUAUCUUCCAAAGUCGUUAGUGCAUCUUGUACUUAUAGGGAACCAAAUUGACAGAAUUCCAGGAUUUGUAUUUGGCCACAUGAGGCCAGGGCUGGAAUAUCUCUACCUUUCGUUCAACAAACUUGAAGAUGAUGGAAUUGACCCUGUGUCAUUCUAUGGGGCAUAUCACUCUCUCAGAGAAAUGUACUUAGAUCACAACCAACUGAAGUCUGUACCACUUGGAAUUGCAGAAAUGAGAUCACUAAAUUUUCUAAGGCUUAACAACAACAAAAUAAGGUCGGUCCCAACAGAGCGCAUCUGCAGAACUAGGUUGGAUAAAGAGGAGGAAAAUGAUUAUGACAGUGAAGAGGAGGAAGAUUAUGAAGAUUCACAAUUAGAACACCUUCAUCUUGAGUAUAAUUAUAUCAAUACAAGAGAACUUUCGCCAUAUGCUUUUUCAUGCGUCAGAUCAUAUUCUAGUGUGAUUCUGAAACCACAGAAAAUCAAAUAAACAUGUUUUCUAUAACAAAACUUAUUUUUAUAUGUAAAUAAUAGUUUUAAAAUAUUUCUUCACCAGCAAGUAAUACCAAAUAACGUAUUAUGAAAGGUAUCUGAGCACUAUUAUUGCUCAAUGUUAUUUAUUGUUAAUGAAGGGGAAGAUGUAACUUUAAAAAUGUCUCCAGGAAACUAGCAGUGCAAAGAUUAGACUUGCAACAUAUUUUGCAGUCCAGGUAAGAUAAAUGUUGUAUGCUAAUAUUCAUUUAAAUGUCAAUCUUAUAAGGGAGCAUAAUA
Molecule: messenger RNA, 2692 nt
Organism: Elgaria multicarinata webbii
Lineage: Eukaryota; Metazoa; Chordata; Lepidosauria; Squamata; Anguidae
Gene: ECM2
Product: extracellular matrix protein 2
Exons: 10
Coding region: 243-2411 (722 amino acids)
Biological process (GO): extracellular matrix organization; positive regulation of cell-substrate adhesion
Cellular component (GO): extracellular matrix
Molecular function (GO): collagen V binding; heparin binding; protein binding
Source: RefSeq, a predicted model, not a curated record